AUGGGGAACAGCAAACCUUCAACGCUCCUCUCACUCAUCGGUGUCAUGCUGCUCUGGCCGUAUGUUCUCACAAAGAGCGUCUCAUCCAGCUCUUCUCUUACUGCAGUUCAGGGAGAAGAGCGCCCUCAUGUGGUGAAGCGGUCAACACAGAAAUGUGAAAGCACAUUUGAUAAAUACUGUCUGAACAACGGCCUGUGCAUGCUGCUGGUGGACAUCAACGAACAUCACUGCAAGUGUGAGGAUGGCUUCUACGGUCCCAGGUGUGGAAAUCUGGAGCUGGUGUUUCAGCCAAUGGCAGAAGAGCAGAUCCUCCUCACUGUUUUCUGUGUGAUUCUGCUGAUGAUCGGUCUGGCUGGAGCUCUGUACUUCUGCUGCAAAUGGUAUAAGAAAAACAGAUUCUCACGUCCCCCAAAGCGGCAGGGCUACAAAGGAGUCCAGUGUGACUCGAUCCCGUUGCAUUAA
Messenger RNA from Labrus bergylta (ballan wrasse), 462 nucleotides. Its product is annotated as proepiregulin. Lineage: Eukaryota; Metazoa; Chordata; Actinopteri; Labriformes; Labridae. The record is from RefSeq and is a predicted model, not a curated record. Gene Ontology annotation, molecular function: growth factor activity; epidermal growth factor receptor binding. Gene Ontology annotation, biological process: positive regulation of cell population proliferation; positive regulation of mitotic nuclear division; epidermal growth factor receptor signaling pathway.